Clupea harengus (Atlantic herring) is the source of this 3177-nucleotide messenger RNA. It is a transcript of the gene ap1b1, whose product is annotated as AP-1 complex subunit beta-1-like. Gene Ontology annotation, biological process: vesicle-mediated transport; intracellular protein transport. Gene Ontology annotation, molecular function: clathrin binding. The transcript has 16 exons. The annotation marks the transcript as partial. Gene Ontology annotation, cellular component: membrane coat; clathrin adaptor complex. Lineage: Eukaryota; Metazoa; Chordata; Actinopteri; Clupeiformes; Clupeidae. The record is from RefSeq and is a predicted model, not a curated record.
UAUUUUCUGUUUGUUUUAUGGACAGGUUCUGGCUGAGCUAAAGGAGUAUGCUACAGAGGUCGAUGUGGACUUUGUGCGGAAGGCAGUGAGAGCAAUUGGCCGCUGUGCCAUUAAAGUCGAGCAAUCAGCAGAGCGUUGCGUCAGCACUCUGUUGGACCUCAUCCAAACCAAGGUCAACUAUGUGGUACAAGAGGCCAUUGUGGUCAUUAAGGAUAUCUUCCGCAAGUAUCCUAACAAAUAUGAGAGUGUUAUUGCCACACUGUGUGAGAACCUGGACUCUCUGGAUGAACCCGAGGCGCGCGCGGCCAUGAUCUGGAUUGUGGGCGAGUACGCUGAGCGCAUCGAUAAUGCAGACGAGCUGCUGGAGAGCUUCCUGGAGGGCUUCCACGACGAGAGCACUCAGGUGCAACUGCAGCUCCUGACAGCCAUCGUGAAACUCUUCCUGAAGAAGCCCACUGAGACUCAGGAACUUGUACAGCAGGUGCUCAGCCUGGCCACUCAGGACUCUGACAACCCUGACCUGCGUGAUCGCGGGUACAUCUACUGGCGCCUCCUCUCCACGGACCCCGUGGCAGCCAAGGAGGUUGUGCUUGCAGAAAAGCCUCUGAUCUCAGAGGAGACGGAUCUGAUCGAGCCCACCCUGCUCGAGGAGCUCAUCUGCUGCAUCGGAACUCUGGCUUCUGUCUACCACAAACCGCCCAGUGCCUUUGUGGAGGGCAGCCGAGGGGUGCAACACAGAAGGCUUCCGGCUCGUACUGGAUCAGGGGAGAGUUCUGAGAGCCCAGAUGUUGGUCAGUCAGCUGGAGCCGUGGCCGACACUCCUCCGGCGGUCAUCCCCUCCCAAGGGGACUUGCUGGGCGACUUGCUCAAUCUGGAUCUGGCCCCGCCCACCUCUUCUGGUCCCUCUGUGGCCCCGUCCUUGCAGAUGGGUGCCAUGGAUCUCCUCGGAGGUGGCCUCGACAGCCUGAUGGGGGACGAAUCAGAAACGCCUCCCGUUCCACCGCGGGCGGAGUGUCAGUCACCGCAGUCCCCCUCAGAGUAUAGUCACCCUGAGGUCUGUGGAGAGGUCAAGGUUCAAACUCAAGUGAAGCUUGCGGGAGAUAUCGCUGGAAGUCCUGCGAUGGGUACUGGUUUGGCCUCAGCACCAGUUGGACUGCCAGCAUCUCUCAGUGCUCCUGUGAGCAGCGGACUGGAUGAUCUCUUUGACUUGGGAGGGGGUGUUGGCAUGCCCACAGGAGCUUAUGUGGUUCCAAAAACUAUAUGGCUGCCUGCCAUGAAGGCCAAGGGGCUUGAGAUCUCGGGCACGUUUGCCCGCCGCGCUGGCGUCCUUCACAUGGAGCUCUCCCUCACCAACAAGGCCAUGAGUGUCAUGUCUGAUUUUGCUGUCCAGUUUAACCGGAACAGUUUUGGACUCGCCCCUGCUGGGCCUCUGCAGGUGGUGGCGCCCCUGAACCCAAACCAGACCACUGAGAUGGGCCUUCCGCUCAGUACAGUCGGGCCUGUCAUGAAGAUGGAGCCCCUCAACAACUUGCAGGUGGCUGUGAAGAACAACAUUGAUGUCUUCUACUUCAGCUGCCAGUACCCCAUCAGCAUCCUGUUUGUGGAGGAUGGGAAGAUGGAGCGUCAGGUGUUCCUGGCAACAUGGAAGGACAUUCCCAAUGACAGUGAGGCUCAGUACCAGAUCAAAGACUGCCACCUCAACUCAGAUGCUGCUAGCGCUCGCCUCCAGAGCAGCAACAUCUUCACCAUAGCCAAACGCACCGUGGACGGACAGGACAUGCUCUACCAGUCCAUCAAGCUCACCAAUGGGAUCUGGGUUCUGGUGGAGCUCAGGGUGCAGACUGGUAAUCCCACCUAUAUGCUCUCAGUGAAAUGCAGAGCCGCCGAGGUCUCGCAGCUGGUGCACCAGUGUUAUGAGAUGGUGCUGAAGAACUGAUCCAGAGGUCCCCCUCACCACUCAGCAUGUACAGACAAAUCACUGGCGGGCCAAUCCCUGCAUACAUGUCCCCCUUUCUGGUGCACUUGACUCCAGCUCCUCAAACUCCUUUUAAUCUCUUCAUCACCUUAAAUCAGGUUCUUCUUAUGAUUUUAGAAAUAAUACCCUUUUUCUGACCAUGAUCUGUUAGUUUGACAUUCAGUUGUCCUGUCCUCCACAACAAUUAAAAACGAGUGUGUGACCCAUGUGUUUCCUUGUUUAGCCCAAGUUUACCUUUUUGGGGCUGGGACACCUAUAACCAGUCUGUUCCUCCAUCUAGGACCCCAUAUAGGCCUCUUAAGGAACACCACUUAGACACUUGGGUUCUCCUCUCUCUCUCUCCUCUCUCUCUCUCUCUCUCUCUCUCUCUCUCUCUCUCUCUCUCUCUCUCUCUCUCUCUCUCUCUCUCUCUCGCGCGCUUCUGUUUAGCCUGUGGAGUUGAUGUGCAUGUUUCGUCAGUCCUAGCAUCUUCAGUGUGUUAGGCUCUCUGUCUCUGUCUUUGAGCCUUGAGCUCUACUUCAAUAGUAGUGAAUCCCCUUUAGAUUUUGUGUUUUAAAGGGACCGGUUUUCCUUUUGGCCUUUUUGAGAAACACUAAUAACUAGUAAAUCUCUUCCUACAGUCAUGAUUUCUUAUGUUGACCAUUUGGCACCUCCAUCAUAUAACUCAAAGUGUUUGUGUGUGUGUCCUUCCUUCUUGUUUCUUAAGUGUGUGUGCCACUGUCAGGCUCUCACCCUGGGAUAGACUUCUCCACCUACUACUACUUGUCAAUCAUUCCACUUUGUAUUCCUUAGUUUAUGUUCAUAUCUGAAUUAUGAUAUUACUCAAAUGUAUGGGAAUUAGUUUGACUUUCUGGGGGCGGCCACUUCCAUUCCUGAUCUUUGUAAAGACGAGACCCUGUAGGUGUCGGGCAGCAGUGCACCAGUAGAAUAUAUCUCUGACCAAUCUGUCAUAUAUUACUGGGUGAACACCAGUCAAAUGAGAUGCAAAAUGCACAGCAGAAUGAGAUUCCAUCUUAGUCUUUGCUUUUACUUCAAUUCAAAGAAGAUGGAAGAUUUGAAGUUUUUGGAUUUUAAUUUAGGAAUGAAAACGAACAACUAUGUUGCUGUGUGUAAAUCCUCCAUAGAUUAUGUGCUCUGAAAUGGCCAUUAUUUUCAGUCUGUUCUUGAUCUGUUUUGUGUAAUAAAGUAUGAAAUUAAGACUA